GGUUCGCGUAAACUUUUCUCUCGAGUCAAGUCGUUCGCGGUGUGUGUUCUGAUUCUUUCUCAGAACAUUGUUGUUUAGCUCGUCGCUUCUGGCGAACAACCGAGAAGCGUGUAAAAGUGUGAUAGAUAAAAUUUAGUGGAAUUUUUCCUUCGCAGGAAUCUGGAAAUCGCUGUUGAUUCCAUCCAAGUGGUGAGAUUGUGCUCUUUUAUAUUCGGAUUGUUUUUAUUUACACGACGCAAGAGCGAAGCGUUCGUGCGACAAGUGCUACCCCCUUCUUUCUGGAACACGUGUGUGAUUCAUGUACCCCAUGUCGCUAGCCUUCUCCCGGGGCCUUCUUUCGUUUAUAUCAAAGUGUACGUUGUUCUGUCUGACGAGGGGUGAGUGAGCAAGAUAAAGCCAGCGACGCCUGCCGUCCACCACCCCCCGACGCUCGUUUGCAGUUUUUUUUUUAUCAGUCUACCUAAUUUCAAGUGCAAUUUGUGCGAAGGUUGCAAAGAGUGUGAGAAACGAUUUGAUGGAAUUUUUUUUCCAUUGUUGAAACAAUCGGCGAUAGAGAGAAAAAAAACAUUGAUUCAUUAUUUGAAGGGGUUUUAUAGUUAUAGCAGCAGCUUUCAAGUCUCGGAAUUCGAAUUCAAACGGGGAAGAACAAAAAUUGAAAAAAGUCAAGUGUCUCUAAUGAGUGUGUGAUUCAAAACAUAAGGUGAGAAAGAUACAGCAACAACACAGCAAACAGUAGGAAUCUUCCGGAUAUUGGAUGACCUGGAGCGAAGAAAAGAAGUCUAAUCGAUAAGACAAACAAAUCGAAAGGAAGCAAAAAAAUAAAAAUCAAAGAUCCAUCAAAGUGAUACCGGUUUGGGGAAGAAAAGGAAAUACAAACACUGAUAAGGCCCUGCCGCUGCGCCUUCGUUGUAGAAUUCUUAAAGAAGCCCCCUCCCCCCCCUUCUUUCAGUGAGCGCAGACGAAAACAAAGUACGUCACCCAGCGCCCGUCGUCGCGCGUCUCUCGCUUCACACAAUAGGGUACGGACGGACACUCGCCGACGCCGCAGCAGCAACAGCACCUCGUACUGAUAACGGCACCAGCAAGCUUGGGGCCGGCUGUUGUCAGGAGUAGGGGCCAGACGAUCCAAUACAAAAUCGAAAAAAACACGCGCAACACGCUGGACGGAAAAUUUUCGGAUCCAUUCAAAUCCAUGGCGCUCUAAUUGGAAGAGUCACUUUCUAACGCCUUCAUAUGAUUUAGGUGGUUGCCAUAAAAAUUGACAAAUUCACAAUAGACAGAAUCGCCCAUUACUACCUAGCCGCGCGUGCGCUCAAACACACCCACAGCCACCCUCACACAACCAUGCUACCGCAGCAGUAUUGCCUCCGGUGGAAGUACCACCACAGCAACCUGCAGACCAUGUUCUCGCAGCUCCUGGACCGCGGGUGCUUCUGCGAUGUGACCCUGGCCUGCGAAGGUCAAACGAUCCGUGCCCACCGCGUUGUCCUGUGCGCCUGCAGUACCUAUUUCGAUCAGCUGCUGACGAACUGCAGCACCGAGAAGGACCCGAUCAUCAUCAUGCGCGAUGCCAAGUUCGAGGACAUCCGGUGUCUGAUCGAGUUCAUGUACAAGGGCGAGAUCAACGUCGAGCACGGAUCGUUGGCCUCGCUGCUCAAGACGGCCGAAGAGCUGCGGAUCAAAGGUCUGGCGGAGGUUUCCUGGCGGGAUGAUGAGAAUGGCAGCACCACCGGCAGUGAUGCCAGCGGGAACAAUAACAACAACAACAACAGUGUGAGCGUGAAGAACGGGAACAAUAACAGCAUCAACAACAACAACAGUAUUAAGAUCGUGGAAACGAAGAAACUGUUGGCACCGCAGCUCGGAGGCUCGUCCUUGACCCCGCUGACGGUGAGCAGUCUGGAGCAGCGAAUCUCAGAUUCACCCAACCUGCCACUACUGACGCCGUUGGCGGCGGGAUCACCCAGGAAUCCGGCCAGUUGUGCCUCGCCCAUCAACUACUUCGGACACAAGAAGAAACGUGGUCGACCUCCGCUGGACGAGGAGUACGACACGUUUCAGCAGAUCCCCAAGAUCUCGCACGUGGAAGGCGGUGCAGGAAGUUCCACGCCAUUCACGUCCAGCUCCCAGCUGGUAGCGGUCAUGAUGGACGACAGCUCCAACGAUCAGGUCCGUGACGAGCAAUCCCAACACCAGCAACACCAACACCAAUCGUCAGCCACCGCUUCCUACCUGGAACAGCAGAGUCGGACGGUUCCACCGGAGACCCUGCACGAGAUGGAAUUCGACGAAGACACGCACAUCCCCCGGAAGUUGAUCCCGAAACUCGAACGGCCGGACACCCCCCAGGACUACAUGUCCACCUCGGGACCCAAGUUCGAGUUUGACGAGCAGUCCCCUCCCAGCCCGAACGAUCAGAACAACUCCGUAUUCCUGACUCCACAGGAGCAGGAAGAGUGGAAGGACGUGAUCAAGAUGAACGACUACCUGACCAAGGGUCGGAGGCCGCAGUUCUGGGAGGAACCGUUCACCAAACGGGUCAUGGACGGAAUCAAGAACAAGACGCUGGAGAUGAAAAAGGCAGCGAAACUGCUGGGCGUUUCCUACGGUACCCUUUACGGAAGGUAUCGGGAGACGUACGGCUGCCUUAAACAUCCGUAUCGGGGUCCCUUCAUGGCGGCAUCCCGGAUGAACAACAUGUGGCCCACACCAAACGAUGCCGGUGUGGCGACCACUACGGACAUCAUUAACAUGCUGCAGCGGGGCAUCAUCAGUUUACCGCGGGCGGCCGAACUGAUGCACACGACCCCGUCGACCAUCAGCAGCUACCUGGAGCAACUUCAGGAAGCGGCCGCAUCUCAAUCGGAUCAUGAUCAGCUGACGGCACUGGCGGCGGCAGCCGCAGCAGCAGCCGCCACAGCCAACAGUGCCAGCUCCGAUGAUGACCGUUCCCCGCACCAUCACCACCACCACCAACAGCAGCAGCAGCAGCACCAUCUCUCGCAGCAGAUUCCCUCGGCCUUAUCCCUGAUGGCACCGCAGAUCGAACAGCAACUCCGGAUCAAACCGGAAAUCAGCAUAUCCGCCCUGAAGAAGUCUUCACCCAGUUCCUCUGCCUCGGUUCAAUCGCCGUCGUCACUAGUGACUUCGACGGCCACCGCGUCCGGUUCGAUGUUCUCCACGGUUCCAACCAGCAGCGGCAGCAGUAGUAGCUUGAGUAACGCACUCAGUGCCAUUCCGUCUACUUCGGCGGGCACGCAGCUGUCGACCAACACCUAAAAACCGGCUGCGGGUCCGGGGGGGGGGCGUCCGGCUGGUGAUACAAGCUUUGCUAUAAAACCUAGCAUGCCAUAAAAUGUUUUAAAGCAAACUUGCCUUCGACGCAGCCGAGUAGGAAAUGUGAUUUUCUUUAAGAAUAAUUUGCUCUUUGCGUUAGGUUCGUUAGAUUCCGUCUCGGUUUCAUUCAGAAUGAAGCUCCUUGGUUUUAUAGCUGAAUUACAGACCGUUAAUUUUAGGCAAUUUGUAUACUGCAAGCAGAACUAGGUUACAAGUUCCAUACAUUACAGAUAGUUUAACUCGUAGAGAACACAUUCGUACUUUCGAUCUAGGUUUAGGGAAACGGUGCUUUCUUGAUUUUUUUUUUUAUCCACUAUAAUUAUUUAGGAAAUUGUUUUUUUGUUUUUAUAGCAGCAACAAUGCCAUUUAUCUCGUGUCUAGAGGUUUAAGCUGCGGGUCGCUGAACCUGCACAAGUCUGCCAUUCGACUGCUACACUACCGAAAUCAUCAUUCAUUGACAAAACAAGCAAAGCUAGCUGAAGCUUUUUGAGGAGCCAAAUUCCUUUAGUUUGAUCGUUAUUAUCGUUUUUAUCGUUUAUUUUUUUAGUUUUUACUAGUAGUUAGAAGAAAUCGGAGGGGAUUUUUUGUCCAAUCGUGACUGAACUUGCGGUGGUGAUACGUUUUUUCGUGUACAUUCCUGAUAACAAUUAAAAGAAAAAUCUACAAAAUCUAAAUGGUGUGACAGGUGUAAAAAUUCCAAAUUUUCUGUAAAUAAAACGAUAAGUUUCCGUUCAUUUUUUUCUUUUUGUAAAUGAUGAAUUUCAAGCGAAUGAAAAGGCAGUACGAUAUAUUUAAAUAAUCCGUAAAUUGUACAUUGCUGGAUCGUGUCUCUCUUUCUCAGUUUUAUGUUCGUGUAGAUGUACAAUUUUGUGGACAACACAAACAAACAAACAAUCGUUAUUUAAUAAACAAAACAAACUUAGAAACAAAUCUGCAAACAAAGUGGUAUUUUUAUUUUUCAUAAAAACAAUUUAAACAAUAGAAAUAGGAUUAGGUUAUUAUGAAUAUGAAAUAUGAAACAAGCCGAACGAUUCUCUUAUUGUGAAACAAAACUAGAAAAGUUUCCUUAUUUUGUUUUCACUAUUUUAUUUUUCCGUGAUCAAAAUGAAAAGAUAUUCAUCAGAAUGUGCAAUCAUUUACUAUAAACACAAGAAAACGGGAGAUGCAAACAGAGAAAGAAAAAAACACUCUAUUUAAGUAAUCAUCUAAGGAAUUUAUUCGAAUACACAAAACACACAAAUCAGAAACCAGAGUAAGAUAAGUGCGUAGGCGUUUAAGUAUGACAUAUUUAAAAUAACACACAAAAGUGAAACUAUGAGUAAACAAGUGAAAAUGUGCCUAUAUGGUUUCCUGAAAACUACAAAACUACGUAUGUAAGCACACAGUUUAACAAAAUAAAUGAAACAACCGCAUACGUGCUAAGCUAUCUAGCUGUACGAUGCAAUUCAUAGACACACCCACAUACACACACACACAUACAGAUAAAAAUGUUGAAUUUAUGAGUAAAUAUCAUCCAGACUGUGAAAACUGGAAAACUGGUACGUACUGACCCCGUAGUAUUUAGAUACAUAUGGGUGUCGUAUGAUUCGUUGAACAAAAGGAAAAACAACGUGAAUAAACGAAAUCGUGGUGAUUUGA
Ochlerotatus camptorhynchus is the source of this 4974-nucleotide messenger RNA. RefSeq lists its product as uncharacterized. The record is from RefSeq and is a predicted model, not a curated record. Gene Ontology annotation, biological process: regulation of transcription by RNA polymerase II. Gene Ontology annotation, molecular function: protein binding. The coding region runs from base 1345 to 3279 and encodes 644 amino acids. Gene Ontology annotation, cellular component: nucleus. The transcript is spliced from 6 exons. Lineage: Eukaryota; Metazoa; Arthropoda; Insecta; Diptera; Culicidae.